AUGGCCGUCCGAUCCGGAUUUGCCCUCGGUUUGCACAGGGUCCAAGAGAACCAUUUCAUCUUCAAGAGCCACGAAAUCAAACUUCGACGAAAUCUCUGGCGGAGUUUAUUCGUUCUUGACCGUUUCCUUGCUGCUUCGCUCGGUCGCCCAGUUGCCAUUGACGAGGAGGAAUGCUCUACGGAUGCCCUACUGGUGUUCGAGAAGAACGCUCAAGGGGAACUGGUUCGCGUCACGGCUCCAAACGACGGGCUUGAUGCCGCCGUGCGGUCUUGUCGGAUUAUUGGACUGAUUCUCAAGAAGAUCUAUGCCCGCCGACGAAUAUCGGUCCGCCUUGCCCAAGAGAUCUGGGAGCAAUGCAGCAGCUGGUACUCUACACUCAGCCCGGACUUGGCUGGGAGGCAAGUUGCCGCUGAUCCCAACCACCCGGCACAAGGCAUCGCAGCGCUCCACGUUAAUCUGCUCUACUGCCACUCAAUCAUGUUGCUGACUCGGCCGUUCUUUAUAUGUCUGCUAAGCAAGGUACACGGAGAGCGAAGCGGCCUCCAUUUACCGGUCCCCCGCUGGAUCAACCGCAUGUCAAAGUACUGCGAGGCAUGCCUGCAUGCCUCUAACCAAACCAUCAUUCUCGUGCAAAAGGCGUUCGAGAGCAACUACCUCCCACAACGCAACCCCUUCGUUCUCUACUUCCUUUUUGCAGCCUCCCUCAUCAUCUUGAGCAACGAGUUCGCGGCGAUAUACCCCAACCCGAGCUACGGAACCUCCAUAUCCAACACAAUCGCCAUCAUGCGCUACUGCGCCACCAGUGAUCCGCAGGCUAACCGACUGCUCUUCAUCCUGACAUCAUUCCGCAACGUCAUCUACGAGCUCCGGCAAAAGAAACCAGAGCAGCCGGCCAUGCCCGCCCCUCCAACAUUAUCCCCGACAUCGACCCAGGACCCGAUCGGCACCAUAUUCCGGCCAUCCGGGGUAUCGCGGAAGAGCUCCUUUGUAGCCAACACAUCAGGGCCAUCGGCGGCGGCCGCUAAGGCGAUGGCUCCGCCGCCGCUGUCCACAAAGACGGACCUUAGCUUCUCGACGCCGACGGGCCCGUCGGCAGGUGUGUCGCCCGCGGGGAGCACUCCCGGCAUGUCCCAGGGCGAUCAAAGCGUGAGGAUGGGUGGCGACUCGGACACGGCCGAUGGGGAGCUCGAGUUCGACCAGCUAUGGGGCUGGUCAGCGGUACCCAACAUCGCAGCCGGUUCCGCCGCAGCGGGAUCGGCAGCAGUCCCUGCCGGGGCACCUCCGGCAUUGAUGACAGCGGCGACAACGUCCAAUCUGCCUGCGUUCCCAGGUCCCGGUCCCGGCCCCGGCCCACGGUUCCAGGGCUUCCCGAACUACAUUGUGCCCGGCGGCCCUAACGGGACUGGUGUGCCGGCGGUCGGGCCUCCAGGAUACGUUGCUCCUCCCAGUGUGCCAAUGUAUGUUCCAGCGGAGUACUCGUAG
This is a messenger RNA of Colletotrichum spaethianum, 1482 nucleotides long. Its product is annotated as filamentous growth regulator 27. Lineage: Eukaryota; Fungi; Ascomycota; Sordariomycetes; Glomerellales; Glomerellaceae. Gene Ontology annotation, biological process: DNA-templated transcription; positive regulation of transcription from RNA polymerase II promoter by galactose. Bases 1 to 1482 code for a protein of 493 amino acids. The transcript has 2 exons. The record is from RefSeq and is a predicted model, not a curated record. Gene Ontology annotation, cellular component: nucleus. Gene Ontology annotation, molecular function: RNA polymerase II cis-regulatory region sequence-specific DNA binding; zinc ion binding; DNA-binding transcription factor activity, RNA polymerase II-specific.